Cladophialophora immunda is the source of this 2277-nucleotide messenger RNA. RefSeq lists its product as uncharacterized. The coding region runs from base 170 to 2116 and encodes 648 amino acids. Gene Ontology annotation, molecular function: oxidoreductase activity. The record is from RefSeq and is a predicted model, not a curated record. NCBI's taxonomy places the organism in Eukaryota, Fungi, Ascomycota, Eurotiomycetes, Chaetothyriales, Herpotrichiellaceae. The transcript has a single exon.
UCUCGUCCGGUUCGACUCUAUUCAAGAUGAUACCAUCUGGGCCCGUCAUGGGGGUUGAGAUCGCCCUAUAUUUGUCAAGUCCAAGGUUUGACUUGUUCAAAAUUCUACCCUGGCACAAACGGAAAGCAUCGACGCUGGCAAUGAUAUAAAGGAGGUCCGGGCAAGUUUGAUGCGCUUCGUCCUUCAGCAUUCUACUGUUCCCUCAAACAUCCGGUCAACUACUUUCAUGGUCAAGAGGAAAAGGAAAAUGUCGUUCUUUCAAGCUGCUUCAUGGCACGAGGGCGAAGUCGCGAUUCAUAAACGAACUCGCGUGGGCGGCUAUGACAAUCCGACUUCACCAUUCCUCACCCCUCGGGCGGCCAACAUGAUCCAACGGUACCCCAUGAUGGCAAUAGGAACGUUGGAUGAUCAAGAGAGGCCCUGGUGCACCGUCUGGGGCUCCGAUCAUCUACCAAUCGCACAGCCUGUGGCUCAGAGCGUCAUGGGAGUCCGCACCACUGUCGACGCGAGCUUCGAUCCCGUAAUUCAAGCAAUUUAUAAAGGCAAGGACGAUGGGGAAGUGAUACGCGAGGAGGGCAAAGGGAGACUGAUGGCCGGGCUAAGUAUUCAUCUCGAAGAGAGAGGGAGAGUCAAGAUGGCCGGCCAGGUCAUUGCCGGUGCCCUCACCGCUAACGAGCCCGUUUCGGAUGGCAAUGAGCCCAAGGACGAUGCAAAAACAGGCAAAUCCGGCGAAGUUCAGCUUGUUGUCAAGAUUGACCAAAGUCUCGGCAAUUGUCCAAAAUACCUUAACAAGAAGCACAUCAUUGCCGCCGUGCCUAAGCCGAGAUUAUUGUCUUCUUCACCGCACCUCACGCAAAAAGCGAUUGAUUUAGUGCAUAAUGCGGACCUGUUUUUCGUCGCCUCCGCGCACAAACACGAGGACAUGGACUGCAAUCACCGUGGCGGUCCCCCAGGCUUCAUCCGCGUGCAUCAGCCUGCCAACUCAGAGGAAGGCAGUACUAUUGUGUGGCCCGAGUACAGCGGAAACAAUCUCUACCAAACACUUGGCAAUCUUGAAAGCACUCCCCACGCGGGCCUGGUGAUCCCGGACUUCGAGACUGGUGAUGUUCUUUAUGUGACCGGAGACACUGAGACACUUGUCGGGGCCGCGGCGAGCAAAGUCAUCGCAAAAAGCAAUCUCGCCGUGAGCUUGAAAGUGACUGGCGCGCACUUUGUUGAAAACGGAUUGCCUUUCCGGGGCAAGCUGAUGGACGAUGCGUCCCAAGGCCGCUCGCCCUACAAUCCCCGUGUGCGAUACCUGACCGAAGAAAAAACGGAAGCGUUUGGGAAGACGGCAGGUGACGCACCACCUACGACAGCACAACUCAUCAAGAAGACGAAGAUCACUCCUACUAUCACGAGAUAUCGCUUCGCGCUCGCCGAUCCUGAUGUAUUCGGCCGCUGGAAACCAGGCCAAUAUGUCGCAAUGGACUUGGCCGCCGAGCUGGACAUGGGAUACUCGCACAUGCGAGACGACGACCCGACUAGUCUGAAUGAUGACUACAUUCGCACCUUCACCGUCUCAUCUAUCCCGAACUCGCUCGGCCUGCACGGGGAAGAGUUUGAAGUCACCGUCCGCGCAGUCGGCCACGUCACCAAGUGGCUCGAAUGGCAGCGCGAGGGCAUGUGUGAGAUUGGCAUUCGAGGCUUUGGCGGCGAAUUCGCAUUCGAGCCCCAAGCCAGGAAUGCUUUUAUUGCCGCUGGGAUUGGAAUUACACCUUUGCUGGGCCAGAUGGAAAGCCUGGAUCUCGACAAACUAAAGGUUAUGUGGAGCGUGGGGAUUCGUGAUGUCGGGUUGCCGCUGGACGUCCUCACCCAAUAUCCUCUGUUGAAAGACUCGUUAACCAUCUGUCUAACUGGCGACGAGUCGGUGAUAGAUGACAAGACCAAGGCAAAGCUGCAGGAAUUAGUCGACACCGGUGUGAAGGUCCUGAGGAGGAGAGUGACAAAAAAUGACCUGGUAGCUUGGGAUUCAGAAGUGGACAACUGGUAUCUUUGCACGGCACCAGCGAUGAGGAAGAUUGUGCAGGAAUGGAUGCCAGGCACGACAAUUAUCUAUGAGAAUUUCGACUACUGAGGCAAAGGGGUUUAUCGGGGAGGAUUUUGUCUUUUAUUUCUCACACAUCAUCUACCACAGUAAUGCUGCUGCAAAAAAUUCACUAUAAUGUUAGUACGCUUUAUGAAGGAGAGAGUUGGUUGUCUGUGUAUAUAGUAAAUGGCUUCGAGAACGGCGUUGCA